AUGAAAGCAGAUGAAUGUAUUAUAUAUAAGCCCAUUGUAUGUGCCUAUGUUACCGUUUUCUUCACAAUGUGCCUGUGUACCUUUGCUACACAUGUAUACUUCGUCACCCUUGCUACACAUGUGUACUGCGUCAUCCUUACUACACAUGUGUACUGCGUCACCCUUGCUGCACAUGUGUACUGUGUUACCCUUGCUGCACAUGUGUACUGUGUCACCCUUGCAACACAUGUGUACUGCGUCACCCUUGCUACACAUGUGUACUGUGUCACCCUUGCAACACAUGUGUACUGCGUCAUCCUUGCUGCACAUGUGUACUGCGUCACCCUUGCUACACAUGUGUACUGUGUCACCCUUGCAACACAUGUGUACUGCGUCACCCAUGCUACACAUGUGUACUGUGUCACCCUUGCAACACAUGUGUACUGCGUCACCCUUGCAACACAUGUGUACUGCGUCACCCUUGCUACACAUGUGUACUGUGUCACCCUUGCUACACAUGUGUACUGCGUCAUCCUUGCUGCACAUGUGUACUGCGUCAUCCUUGCUGCACAUGUGUACUGCGUCACCCUUGCAACACAUGUGUACUGCGUCACCCUUGCUACACAUGUGUACUGUGUCACCCUUGCUACACAUGUGUACUGCGUCACCCUUGCUACACAUGUGUACUGCGUCAUCCUUGCUGCACAUGUGUACUGCGUCACCCUUGCAACACAUGUGUACUGCGUCACCCUUGCUACACAUGUGUACUGUGUCACCCUUGCUACACAUGUGUACUGCGUCACCCUUGCUACACAUGUGUACUGCGUGACAAAGUUGAUAAGAGGAAUAAAUGUUAUCUAA
Procambarus clarkii (red swamp crayfish) is the source of this 840-nucleotide messenger RNA. NCBI's taxonomy places the organism in Eukaryota, Metazoa, Arthropoda, Malacostraca, Decapoda, Cambaridae. The record is from RefSeq and is a predicted model, not a curated record.